AUGGCCUGUGCACCUGGCCGCCCCUCGGAAAGGCCUUCGCUGCAAAGGAGCCGACUUCGCAAGAAGCUAAAGGACACGCCAGUGGUUAGAGCCCAGGUCCGCACGGUGCCUCAGCGAACGGCUUUUCAGGAGCAGGGGCUAAACUUCUGGACGGGUAAAGCCGGGCGGACGUUGCCUCUGCGGCCCGCUGGGCUCCGACAGGCUCUGCCAGACAGGCUUCCCCGCUCUGCCGGGAUUCCCCGACCACCUCAGCGCUUCCGAGGGUGGUCUGGGAAGUUGCUGGAAGCCCACGAGGCACGCGUGUUCACGUCUGAUGGCCGGCCUGGCGCGGGCAGAGGGAGGGGCCGCGGGGAGGCCACGGAAUGCCCAUUGGAGCCCCGCAAGAGCAGCGUGAGCUCGUCCGUGGCCCCCACGGCCCGUGAGGCCCCUGGCGUGAAGCGCCUGGACCUCUUCUUCCCGGAGGAAGGCGGCCGCCAGACAUACCCCCGGCCUCACGAGUAUCUGUCCCCGAGGGACCUGCCCAAGAGCUGGGACUGGCGGAACGUGAACGGCGUCAACUACGCCAGUGUCACCAGGAACCAGCACAUCCCCCAGUACUGCGGCUCCUGCUGGGCCCACGGCAGCACCAGCGCCAUGGCGGACCGGAUCAACAUCAAGAGGAAGGGGGCCUGGCCCUCCACCCUGCUGUCCGUGCAGCACGUCAUCGACUGCGGCGACGCGGGCUCCUGCGAGGGGGGCAACGACCUGCCGGUGUGGGGGUACGCCCACGAGCACGGCAUCCCCGACGAGACCUGCAACAACUACCAGGCUAAGGACCAAGAGUGCGACAAGUUUAACCAGUGUGGAACCUGUACUGAAUUCAAAGAGUGCCAUGCCAUCCAGAACUACACCCUCUGGAAAGUCGGCGACUAUGGCUCCCUCUCCGGGCGGGAGAAGAUGAUGGCAGAAAUCUACGCCAACGGCCCCAUCAGCUGCGGUAUCAUGGCGACGGAGAAGAUGGUCAACUACACGGGAGGCAUCUAUGCAGAGUACCACGACAAGGCCUACAUAAACCAUGUCAUUUCUGUGGCCGGCUGGGGUGUCAGUGACGGCACGGAGUACUGGAUCGUCCGCAACUCCUGGGGAGAACCGUGGGGUGAGCGAGGCUGGAUGCGGAUAGUGACUAGCACCUACAAAGACGGGAAGGGUGCCGACUACAACCUCGCUAUCGAGGAGAACUGCACGUUCGGGGACCCCAUCGUCUAAGACCCAGGCCUCUGGAAGAGCGGGGGUUUAAGAGAUGGUAUCGUGAGCCCUCGUCGGGGGGGGGGAUCCCGUCGCCGAGGGCGCUGGGCCGGGAGUGCCGCCGUCUGCAGGAACUCGGGGCUGACCCGAGCGGACGGCUGCUGGGCUGGCGGGGAAGCCAUCCUUCAAGGGUCGGAAAUGGGAGGGCGGAGAUCCCGGGGCCGGCAGCACGGUGUGCCCGGCCAGAGUGUGGUCUCCAUUCUCCUCAGUACGUGAUUUGGUGUUUUCUAUUUGGCAACGGUGGCCUAUAAUGUGGUAACCGAGGUCAGACUGAUCACCAGUUGCUCUGUCACCUGGAAUCCGUGGUGGGGGUGGAGAAGGCCAUCUCAGAUCACCCGAGUGGUAAUGAAUAAAAUACACGACUCCCCACGGGA
Messenger RNA from Puma concolor (puma), 1658 nucleotides. The record is from RefSeq and is a predicted model, not a curated record. NCBI's taxonomy places the organism in Eukaryota, Metazoa, Chordata, Mammalia, Carnivora, Felidae.